Messenger RNA from Pangasianodon hypophthalmus (striped catfish), 1082 nucleotides. It is a transcript of the gene gfer, whose product is annotated as growth factor, augmenter of liver regeneration (ERV1 homolog, S. cerevisiae). The record is from RefSeq and is a predicted model, not a curated record. The transcript is spliced from 4 exons. NCBI's taxonomy places the organism in Eukaryota, Metazoa, Chordata, Actinopteri, Siluriformes, Pangasiidae. Bases 193 to 732 code for a protein of 179 amino acids. Gene Ontology annotation, molecular function: flavin adenine dinucleotide binding; flavin-dependent sulfhydryl oxidase activity. Gene Ontology annotation, cellular component: mitochondrion.
GAAACGGCUUUGUGGAUCUGUAGUUCCGGUUUGACAAAUUUACUAGCUGAUUUCUAACGAAAUGUUAUACGCACAUGCGGAUGUGGAAGAGUCAAAUAGCUAAAACGUUGCUGUGUGUAGAUGAUACGUCUAAUAAGGUACUAAAAACAUGGCAGCGCCGUCAACCUGGGUAUAAUCUGAAAUUACUCUAGCAUGGAGGGCUUCCCAUUCCCUGUAGCUGGAAAUCCAUCUGAGGAAAGUUCAGGAAAAGAGCAGGGAGCCGGCAGAGGGACGAAAGAGAAGCCUUGCAGAGCGUGCUCAGACUUUAAAUCAUGGAUGAAGUCUCAGAAGAAACAGGCGUCUACAGUCACACCACAGGAGACACGGGUAGCUGAGGAGAGUGAGAAACUUGUGGAGUGUCCCCUGGACAGAGAGGAACUGGGGAGGAGUUCCUGGUCUUUUCUCCACACUAUGGCAGCGUAUUACCCUGAUACACCAACCAAAACACAACAAGAAGACAUGACUCAAUUCAUCAACCUGUUUUCGAAAUUCUUCCCAUGUGAAGAAUGUGCUGAGGACCUAAGAGCCAGAUUGAAAACCAACCAACCAAACACCAGCAGCCGUCACCAUCUCUCACAAUGGCUUUGUCAUCUCCAUAAUGGCAUCAAUGUCCGGUUAGGAAAGCCAGAGUUCGACUGCAGCAAAGUGGACGAGAGGUGGAGAGAUGGCUGGAAAGACGGCUCUUGUGAUUGACGGCUCUUGUGAAGCCCAAGCCAAAUCAAUUCACAGAAGAAAAUAAAACAGACCUAUAACUUUCCUUGAUCUUUCAGGCUUUGGUUGUAAUAAUUGUGACUUACUGUGUGUAGUGUGUCAUAUAGAAACAUGUUAUACAUGAUGAAUAAUGUACUGCUGUUUCACCUAAUAUAUGAUCAUUCAUAUUUUAUUAUUGUACCAUGUCUGUUUCUAAUUCAAAGCCUGCUGGAUAGUUAGUGUGUGCAUUGUUGAUUUGUAAAAGGGGUAAUGAUGUUAAUAAACCUAAACAUGCCAUUACUACAGCUUCUGCAAGGUAACAGUUGGCAAUAAAGGAAAUGCACUGCGAGUCA